Molecule: messenger RNA, 747 nt
Organism: Vicia faba (fava bean)
Lineage: Eukaryota; Viridiplantae; Streptophyta; Magnoliopsida; Fabales; Fabaceae
Source: the annotation of a GenBank genome assembly
AUGGCAUCUUCAUUCUCAACUCAGCUGGUGCAGAGUCAGAACCUACUCCCCCGCUUUCAUGCUGUCCAGGGGAAGCCACAUGUAGUUUCUAGCAUUGGAUGCAGUAAAUUGUCAUCAACAUAUCAUUAUGCACCAAGGCUUUCUGUUUCACAACAAUCUAAAGCCAAAUCAAUCACUUCUCGGAGAAUAACAUGUGCUAGUGGUGCUCAGGGAGAGGUUGCAGAGCUGCAAGCCAAAGUGACAAGCAAAAUUUUCUUUGAUAUAGAAAUUGGGGGUGAAUCUGCUGGAAGGAUUGUAAUUGGUCUAUUUGGAGAUGCUGUUCCUAAAACUGUUGAGAAUUUCAAAACAUUGUCUACAGGAGCGAAAGGAUAUGGUUACCAAGGAAGCUUCUUCCAUCGUAUAAUACCAAAUUUCAUGAUUCAGGGAGGCGAUUUCACCGAAGGAAAUGGAACUGGUGGAGUCAGUAUCUAUGGUUCUAAAUUUGAAGAUGAGAGUUUUGACUUGAAGCAUGUUGGUCCUGGAGUUUUGAGCAUGGCGAAUGCAGGUCCUAAUACCAAUGGCAGUCAAUUUUUUAUUUGCACUGUACCGACUCCAUGGUUAGACAAUCGCCAUGUGGUGUUUGGACAUGUCAUUGAAGGACUGGAUGUUGUGAAGCAACUUGAAUCACAAGAGACAAGCAAGCUAGACAAUAGUCCCAAGAAACCGUGCAAAAUUGCCAAGUCUGGAGAACUGCCUUUAGAUGGUUGA